GGCUGGAGUGGCGGAGUUUAACGCAACGACUCCAACACAACUAUAAAAGUCUGUUGGGAUAAACUCCGGAGACAGUCAAACUCCCACUUCAUUUCAUCAUUCAUCUGCCCUUCCGACCGCACUGUUGUCUCUCUUUCUUCCCGACAUCCUUAGAAUUUGUGGCAAAUGUGGUGAGGAAACAAUGGGUUCUUACAAGGCCUCUUUCAGUGUUCUUCUUCUUUACUUCUUCGUUGGGAAUUUUUUUGUGCCUCAAUGUUUUGCUAAUGGAGUUGAUGCCAGCCAAACGGCAUGGCUGUCCGUAAAUGCUUCUGACGCAUCAGCACGGCCAAUACCCAAAACACUCUUUGGAAUAUUUUUUGAGGAGAUUAACCAUGCUGGUGCUGGGGGGUUGUGGGCAGAGCUUGUAAGCAACAGAGGUUUUGAAGCUGGGGGCCCUAAUGUUCCCUCAAAUAUUGACCCAUGGUCUAUUAUUGGGGAUGAAUCGUCCCUUAUUGUGUCAACUGACCGCUCUUCAUGUUUUGAACGCAAUAAGGUCGCACUCCGAAUGGAGGUGCUCUGUGACAGUGAAGGUACCAAUAUCUGUCCAGCUGGUGGAGUUGGUGUUUAUAAUCCAGGGUUCUGGGGCAUGAAUAUUGAAAAAGAAAAGACAUACAAAGUGGUUCUUUAUGUACGUUCAUUAGGAGCAAUUAACUUAUCUGUAUCGUUGACGGGCUCAAAUGGCUUGCCGACACUGGCAACUUCUGAUAUUAUAGCUUCCGCUUCUGAUGUAUCAAACUGGACAAAGGUGGAGGUCCUGUUGGAAGCCAAUGCCACUGAUCAUAAAUCAAGACUUCAAUUGAAAACAUCCAGAAAAGGAGUUAUAUGGUUUGACCAAGUGUCAGCUAUGCCCUUGGACACAUACAAGGGACAUGGUUUCCGUAGUGACCUUUCUGAAAUGGUGGCAGAUUUAAAACCUCGAUUCAUCAGAUUUCCAGGUGGCUGUUUUGUUGAAGGUGAAUGGUUAAGAAAUGCAUUUCGUUGGAAAGCAACCAUUGGACCCUGGGAGGAGAGACCGGGGCACUUCGGUGAUGUUUGGAUGUACUGGACUGAUGAUGGGCUUGGUUAUUUUGAGUUUCUCCAGCUAGCGGAGGAUCUAGGGACAUUGCCAAUAUGGGUAUUCAACAAUGGAGUCAGUCAUAAUGAUCAAGUUGAUACGUCGAGUGUCAAACCUUUUGUACAAGAAGCCCUUGAUGGUAUUGAGUUUGCUAGAGGUGAUCCUAAUUCUACAUGGGGUUCUGUGCGAGCUGCAAUGGGGCACCCAGAGCCUUUUGACUUGAGAUAUGUUGCUAUUGGGAAUGAGGAUUGUGGGAAAAAGAAUUACCGAGGAAAUUACCUCAAAUUCUAUAAUGCCAUAAGUCAGGCAUAUCCAGACAUCAAAAUGAUCUCAAACUGUGAUGGGUCUUCAAAACAGUUGGAUCACCCUGCCGAUUUUUAUGAUUAUCAUGUAUAUACAUCUGCCAGCAACUUAUUUUCUAUGGCUAAUCAGUUUGAUCGUACAUCACGUAACGGUCCAAAGGCUUUCGUAAGCGAGUAUGCUGUAACUGGGAAAGAUGCUGGCACAGGAAGUCUUUUAGCAGCACUGGCGGAGGCUGCAUUCCUUAUUGGGAUUGAAAAGAACAGUGAUAUUGUUGAAAUGGCAAGCUAUGCACCACUUUUUGUGAAUGUCAAUGACAGGCGGUGGAACCCAGAUGCAAUUGUCUUUGACUCUUCACAGCUGUAUGGAACACCAAGCUACUGGGUUCAACGUUUUUUUUCAGAGUCAAGUGGAGCAAAUGUCCUUAAUACAGCACUCCAAACAAAUACAUCUAAGUCACUUGUUGCAUCUGCAAUUACUUGGAAAGACUCGAAUGAUAGCAAGAAUUACCUAAGAAUAAAGAUUGUCAACUUUGGAAGUGACAAUGUUACUCUCAAGGUCCGCGUGGAUGGUUUGGGGCCUAACUCCAUACAGUUAUCUGGGUCAACAAAGACUGUACUUACAUCUGAUAAUCUGAUGGACGAGAAUUCCUUCAAGACACCAAAAAAGGUUGCGCCGACUCAGAGUCCGCUUGAAAAUGCUGGGGAGGAGAUGGAUGUCAUACUCGCCCCGCAUUCUUUCACAUCAUUUGAUUUGUUAAAAGAAUCCAGCAAUCUCAGGACCACGGGAACUGAUUUUUCCUCCAGAUCUUCCUUUUAAUAUAUUUAUAGAUGAAUAUCUAGUGUAAUUCUAAGAAAUAAACGCAACAAUAACUCUAUACAGAUGGCAUCUUUGCGUGCCAACUAUUCAGUUGGAAUGUUAUCAAACUUACUUCUUUUCAGUUCCAUGAUUGUAUAUUUAUGUAUGAAUGCUCUUCAUUCUACUUUCUGUUCA
Molecule: messenger RNA, 2386 nt
Organism: Alnus glutinosa
Lineage: Eukaryota; Viridiplantae; Streptophyta; Magnoliopsida; Fagales; Betulaceae
Product: alpha-L-arabinofuranosidase 1-like
Exons: 18
Coding region: 182-2212 (676 amino acids)
Biological process (GO): L-arabinose metabolic process
Molecular function (GO): alpha-L-arabinofuranosidase activity
Source: RefSeq, a predicted model, not a curated record